Seminavis robusta is the source of this 555-nucleotide messenger RNA. Lineage: Eukaryota; Bacillariophyta; Bacillariophyceae; Naviculales; Naviculaceae. The record is from the annotation of a GenBank genome assembly.
AUGAGCCAAUGGUUCCUCAUUCUUCUUCAUCAUAGCUUUGAGGAAUUUUCUCUCCUUGUCAGUGCAGGCAGUGCUGCCAUAGUUCUUGAGCCACUUCAGGAGACGCUGUUUCACUUUGUCUUUGUAGUGGUCAACCUUGUGGGGUGGGAUGAAUUCAUAGGUGGUUUCAUCAUCAAGGUGGUCGCGGAAUGCAUGUUCAAUGUAGGCAUGCCGUUCAAUUGUCGCUGGGCCCAGGUUCUUGUCACAUUGGACGACCAUAAGGGCAUUGUUGCGUCUGAGUUGGCAGAGGGCACGCCGCUGGUGGGGCAGAAGGUUGGCUCUGCCUCUCUUCUUCCGGCUGAAUUUGCUCUGGAGGAAGCUGCUGAAGCGCUGAAGGCGCUGGUCUAUGACUGGAGUGGGCACCAUAUGGGCUGGUGGGAGCCAGUCAGACUUCAGAUGCAUUCGUGGAUUGUAUUCAUCACUGCUAUUGUUAUUGUCUGUGUUGUCCUCCUGCAUGUGGCCAAUACAGAAGGCUUUCACCCUCAGGUCCCUGGAGAACCUGGUGAGGGUGCUUGA